Podospora bellae-mahoneyi is the source of this 2218-nucleotide messenger RNA. RefSeq lists its product as uncharacterized. The transcript has 3 exons. Lineage: Eukaryota; Fungi; Ascomycota; Sordariomycetes; Sordariales; Podosporaceae. Gene Ontology annotation, biological process: carbohydrate metabolic process. The record is from RefSeq and is a predicted model, not a curated record. The coding region runs from base 959 to 1822 and encodes 287 amino acids. Gene Ontology annotation, molecular function: hydrolase activity, hydrolyzing O-glycosyl compounds.
UGCCAAUCCUGCUGCUGCUCAUCAUGGUCUUGUCAUCCUGCUUCGAGAGCCAGAGCUUGGGCUCGAUUGAGGUCAUCGAUGCGGCCCGUCUGAUCUCAUCAGCCCUGUUUUUCUGCAUAUAUAUCUCAGGGAUCUCUGCUAAGAUAUCACGGAGAGAUAUGCAAUACUCUACAUUUGUCCAGGUCAGCCAGUUUGUGCAAACUACCAACCUUUCUACCUGGAACGCUGGAAUAAAAGCUCGGAUUAUACCCGGACGCCACGUACCAAAACUGGCGAGAUAUCUGCCGAGGAGGGCUGAUGAGGGGACUGGAAUGACGGAACAUUUUUUGCUUGUUUCAUGCCCUUUGCCAAGUUCACAGUGAGGCUCCAAUCAGCACUGCCCUCUCAGUUUGGCAGCUCGAUGGAUUCAGAUGUGGACUGAUCCAGACCUUUGCAUCUCCACUUGGACGCGAUCAUGUCAGGGGUGCGCAGCCCGCGCCCACAGCUCCGGUCGACAGCCAUGCAUGCCGAUGGCGCCUAGAGAUGGGAGGGUGGAAACGUGGCGGGCAAUAUAGAUGCAUUUAUAUCUGCUCUAUUUUCCCGUGCUCUUCAAUUUCCUGUUCAGGUUCUCUGCCUUGGUUGCUUGAAGCUCCCGCCUUUCUUUUCGUCUGUUGCUGAUAUCAGAGGUUCUUGUCUUUGAUCAUCACUGUCCUUCUUUCGCUUUUUCCCGGUUUUCGAGAAACCACAGGCCAUUCAUUUUUUUCAUUUGUUGAUAUAGCUCCUUCCCGAGUUAUCAUCACUUUUUUUUUUUUUUUUGGACCUCUCGUCGGCUCUUUCCCUGAGACCACAGCAGCACCGCACCUGUGUCUUGACACUCACUCUUAUUUCUGAGCCACAACCACCGCAGCAGUCUUGUGUGCUGUAUACGUCUUAUACCCAGUAUCUUUUAUCACCCUCUUUUCGGGGGCCCACCGUCAUCAUGCGUUUCGACACCAUCGCGUUCGUCUCCCUCUUUUCUACCCUCGCCUCGGCCGGUGCAGUCCCCAACUACCCCGGCCUCAAAACACUGUGGUCGGAUGACUUUGCCGGUGCUCCGGGUCAAAUGCCCAACAGCAACCUCUGGAACAUCAUCACCAACCUCAAAACCAACAACGACCUCCAAGAAUACACCACCUCCAACACCAACCUCCAGCUCUCGGGCGGCGGCACCGUCCAAAUCAUCCCCCGCCUCAACCGCCAAACCAACAGCUGGACCUCUGCCCGCAUCGAGACAAAGGCAGUCUUCACCCCCUCCCCCGGGAAGGUCACCACCUUUGAAGGCAGCAUCCGCUUCGGCGACCACCCGGUCCACAUGAAGCAGGGGAUCUGGCCCGCGUUUUGGAUGCUGGGCAAGUCGAUCCACCAGGGCACGCCCUGGCCGCAGUGCGGGGAGCUCGACAUUAUGGAGACGAUCAACGGCGUGCCGACGGCGUAUGGGACUGUGCACUGCGGGAGUGUUCCGGGGGGCCCGUGCAACGAGCCGGUGGGGAGGCACGGGACGAUGGGGAUCAGCCCGACGGGGUGGCACACUUAUCGGAUAAGGGUUGAUAGGGCGAGGGCUGGGGCGGGGGGCAGAUGGGAGGAUGAGGAGAUUGUUUGGGAGGUGGAUGGGAGGGUGUUUCAUACGUUGAGGGGGGGGGAGGUGGGGGAUCAGGGGGUCUGGGGGACGCUGGCGCAUAGUCCGAUGUUUUUGAUUUUGAAUGUGGCUGUGGGGGGGGACUGGCCUGGUGCGCCCAAUGCGCUGACUGCGGACAGCUAUGGCAGUAUGAUGGAGGUGGAGUACGUCGCUGUGUACUCGUCAUAGAUUUGUUUGGGACAGGGGCUCUUUCUCUGCCGGUAAAAGGCUAGAAAGUUUGUGUCAGAAUAUCGAUGGACGAUGGAUGUCACUCUCGUUAAUGAUGCACGAUGUUUUUGGAGGAAUGAUACCAUGGAAGGUUGGAUACACAGACAAAAGGCUUCUCUUCUUGAGAUGUACAUAUUGCUUGUUCCUCGGCCUGAGGCUAGAUUUAGUGUUGGAAAGUGUCUUUACCCAGCGGUUUCGAGCGGUAAGAUCUGUUGAGAGAUGACACCUCAAGACUUGGCUGAGCCUCCAUGGCCUUGUGCUCCAUUGUUCUCUAAUAAUGAUGCUCGGUUUGGGAGCUUUAGUUUCUUCAAUAAGUUGCUCGGCUCCGAUCGAAACACGUGCGAGUUUCAAUUCGAA